Messenger RNA from Marchantia polymorpha subsp. ruderalis, 733 nucleotides. The record is from the annotation of a GenBank genome assembly. Lineage: Eukaryota; Viridiplantae; Streptophyta; Marchantiopsida; Marchantiales; Marchantiaceae.
AUGUGUGGAAGAUCACUUUAUAGUUAGGCCGGAAUGUCUGCAGUAGCUGCAAGUCCAAGAAGAUUAUUUUCGUAGAGAGAAUGAUCAUGGCGGUAUUUUCGAGAAUUCUCAAUGCUCUAUCCCCAAGGGUCCAGUGUUUCCCGUUGUUUAUCCGUUCUAUCAUGAAUUGGUUCCCGAAAUUGUUCCAAGACAGUGCUUCACAAUCAAUCUCUUCGCGCAGCUACGGGUACUCGGUUGAUGGCUUUACGACACCGCCAUGCACCAAGAAUAUUGAUCGAUGCCUUCGAAGCUCGGUGGAUGUGCAUAGUCCCAGCGACUAUCUGUUUCCAAGUUCUUGCUACCUUGAAGAUUUUCUACGGGACAGAAGAGAUGAUAUUUCGGAUGAAAUCAGUAGCGGUAGAGAUGAUUGAUCGGAAAUGCAUCUCAUAUGGCAGAAGGUAGAGAACAGAUUCUUCCUUUCAUCAACACACUAACUGCUUUCCUGCAUACGGGUUGUGUAAAAACCGCGAUCGUACUGAAUUCGAAGACUGGAUUCCUGGAUUAAGGCCAGGACAGAAAAUCUUGGAUUUACCUCAUCAUAAGAUUCAUGGUCAAGACGGCUGAGGACCACGUUUGUCUAUACAUCUACUUCUGAGGAUAUUCUUCUGAGUUGAUGGAAUAUUCUAAAUAUUCACAUAUUUUAAUAUCCAUUCACUGGUGUGAGAAGUUCAGGAUUACAAUUUGCGAUCUCUCG